UAAUUGAUUAACUAUGAUUAAAGCUUCUCCUGAAAAGCCACGAAGAACGCUUCAAUAUGUUGAAGAAGCUUUUCGACAAAUUGAAAAGAAGAAAAACAUCCGCGAUAUUGUUAUUGUUAACGAAUCGGGUCAUCCAGUAAAAAGCACAAUGGAAUUUAAGUCAUCUGUCAAAUUUGUUGGACUAUUUCAAGAACUUCAAGGCAGAAUAGAGCGAGGAAUAGAACACAUUGAUCCCACUGAUGAAUUGUUGAUGCUGCGGGUACGCACUAAAUCCCAUGAAGUUUUGUUAGUGCCAGACUCUAAAAUAACAAUAAUUGUAGUUCAAAAUGCAGAUAAAUAA
This is a messenger RNA of Drosophila navojoa, 340 nucleotides long. It is a transcript of the gene robls54B, whose product is annotated as roadblock similar 54B. The record is from RefSeq and is a predicted model, not a curated record. Lineage: Eukaryota; Metazoa; Arthropoda; Insecta; Diptera; Drosophilidae.